AUGAGAAGGCCUGCAACUGGCACAAACGAAAACGUUGCUUUAUUUGUUACAUUUUUCGUAUACGAAAAACAGCAAAUAAUUCGUUACAUCUUGCGUACAGCCAGCAUGUCGCGACCUCAAACACCUCCGCACGAACCCCGGUACAACGUGCACGUUGCACCCGAAACCAUAGAGCAGCUCAUCGCCACUGCGUUUCCCCAAAUCGAGCUCCUAUCCCACUCUGAGCUCGAAACAAACAAGGGCUACAACAACCGCCUCUAUUUCCUCAAAGUCCGCCGACGCGCCGGCCCGGGCCAGAGCUCCGUGUUCCGCGGCACAGACGCCGCAGAGCGGGAGCUCGUCCUCAAGGUCAACGGGCGCUUCUUCUUCUCGGACAAGGUCCAGAACGAAGUCGGCUGCCUGCAAGUUCUGCGCCAGCACUGCCCCGACAUUCCAACCCCAACCGUGCUCGCCUGGUCCGAGGAUGGUGCCGCGGUGGCGUUGGCGAGCCCGUCCGCGCCGGAGGAGAAGAAGCACGUCGCGCUGUUGAUUUCCGAGGCUGAUAAGCAGCACGGUGGAUGGAUUUUAAUGUCACGACUCCCAGGGAUUCCAUUGUCGGCGUGCGAUGAUCUGGACGAGGCCACGAGACUGGACAUUAUGAGACAGCUUGCGGCCAUGGCGGCGAGCUGGCGCACAAAGGUGCCCGCGCAGGAGUUUGUGGGCAACAUCCAGUUCCAUCAGCCUACGGCCCACGCUGCCGAACCAGAUUUUGUAAUCACGGACAACGCGGGGCCGCAGCCGCAGAAUCUCGUGGUCCGAGGAAUCCUCGUUGACGAGCUCCGCAUCGCAACGCCAAUCACGAGCGUCACGCAACAGUAUACACUAAAGAUGGAGGAGAAGCUGAAGCAGUUGGAAAGCAAUGACAACUAUACCCACAAUCGACAUCUUGCCCCUGAGAUACGGAGCUUCAUCACAGAUACUCUACCACAGCUGGAUGCUAUUCGGCAGCUUCAGGGCACGUCGAGCAGCAACUUUGUUUUUACGCACUACGACGUAUCACCCAGAAACAUACUCGUGAGCGGUUCGCCGCCCAAAAUUUCAGGAAUCGUCGAUUUUGAGUUCGCAGGCUUCUUCGCGCCCGUGGAGGAGUUCCUCAACGAUGCUGUCGGCAACGAGGGCGACUGGCCAGAGCACUUGUACAAGGCGUACCUGAGAGAGCUUGGGGCGCGGGACAUCGCAACGCCGACAGCUGGGAUCAGCGUCUCUAUCUGGAACGCAGUGCACUGCCUGGAGCGUGUGGCGGACAAUAUUGCGCCGUGGUGGCUGCCGGGUCGGUACGCAGGGGCCGCCCUGGACGAGCAGUUUGCCAAGAGCGCGACAGAGCUGCAGGAGAACUUGAGGAAGCUCUCAUAG
Molecule: messenger RNA, 1392 nt
Organism: Akanthomyces muscarius
Lineage: Eukaryota; Fungi; Ascomycota; Sordariomycetes; Hypocreales; Cordycipitaceae
Exons: 1
Coding region: 1-1392 (463 amino acids)
Source: RefSeq, a predicted model, not a curated record